Anastrepha obliqua is the source of this 1100-nucleotide messenger RNA. It is a transcript of the gene Phb1, whose product is annotated as protein l(2)37Cc. The transcript has 3 exons. Gene Ontology annotation, cellular component: mitochondrion; membrane. Lineage: Eukaryota; Metazoa; Arthropoda; Insecta; Diptera; Tephritidae. Gene Ontology annotation, biological process: mitochondrion organization. The coding region runs from base 110 to 940 and encodes 276 amino acids. The record is from RefSeq and is a predicted model, not a curated record.
AAUUGCAGAACAUUCCGUGUAUCUUCAUCCAUCGUGUGUGAACAUUUUGUGGCCAAGUUCGUCCAAAGUUUUCAUAUAAAAUUUUUAAUAGGUCAAGGGAACUGGUAAAAUGGCAGCACAAUUUUUCAACCGUAUUAGUCAGCUGGGUCUUGGCGUUGCUGUCUUGGGAGGAGUAGUAAAUUCGGCAUUAUAUAAUGUUGACGGUGGCCACCGGGCUGUUAUCUUUGAUCGCUUUACUGGCGUGCAGCAAGAAGUAGUAGGCGAGGGUACACAUUUUUUCAUUCCAUGGGUUCAACGUCCCAUCAUAUAUGAUAUCCGCUCCCAGCCUAGAAAUGUUCCCGUUAUAACUGGAAGUAAGGAUUUGCAGAAUGUAAACAUCACAUUGCGUAUUCUUUAUCGUCCCAUUCCGGAUCAAUUGCCAAAAAUUUAUACGAUCCUUGGUCAAGAUUACGAUGAAAGAGUUCUUCCAUCAAUUGCCCCUGAAGUGCUUAAAGCUGUGGUCGCGCAAUUCGAUGCUGGUGAACUGAUUACCCAACGUGAAAUGGUAUCACAACGUGUAUCAGAAGAAUUGACUGAGCGUGCCAGGCAGUUUGGUUUCAUCCUCGAUGAUAUUUCCCUCACACAUUUGACUUUCGGCCGAGAAUUCACUCUUGCUGUAGAAAUGAAACAAGUUGCACAACAAGAGGCCGAGAAAGCACGUUUCGUAGUAGAAAAGGCUGAACAACAGAAAUUGGCAUCCAUCAUUUCCGCAGAGGGCGAUGCCUCGGCUGCAGAUCUUUUAGCUAAAGCAUUCGGUCAAGCUGGUGAUGGUUUGGUCGAGUUGCGACGUAUCGAAGCAGCUGAAGAUAUUGCCUAUCAACUGUCUAGAUCACGAGGCGUUGCAUACUUACCGGGUGGUCAGAAUACACUUCUCAAUUUGCCGUCAUCUUUGGCGCAGUAAACGAAAUUUCUUAUGGUCAUAAUUAGUAUAUAAUAAAUACGGUUACUUGUUUGUUUUUACACUAUCCUAAAGCCAAGGCGACGUUUCUCCGCCUUUGAGCAAUAAUAAUAAGCAAAAGUUAUUUCCAAGUUUUGUUGUAUGGAAAUUGAACUAACAAUAA